This is a messenger RNA of Amyelois transitella, 2223 nucleotides long. RefSeq names its product histone deacetylase 8. The transcript has 8 exons. The coding region runs from base 92 to 1417 and encodes 441 amino acids. Gene Ontology annotation, molecular function: histone deacetylase activity. The record is from RefSeq and is a predicted model, not a curated record. NCBI's taxonomy places the organism in Eukaryota, Metazoa, Arthropoda, Insecta, Lepidoptera, Pyralidae.
CAAGUUGGCGGGAAGAAAAUUAUAAAAAGAGUUCUUGACUUGAAUUAAUGUUGUAUGAACAUAACUACUUUACAAGUUUAAUUUUGAUACAAUGAGUAUUUUGCGAUGUUCAUAUAUAUGGGACGAAAAUUUAAUUAGUGAAUGUGAUCGCUUACCUGCCGUAUUAGGACGAGCUUCGAUGGUGCACGAUUUACUAACAGCAUAUUGUCUUCACCGUAAAAUGAAAGUUAUAAGAUCAGUGCCCGCAUCUUACGAUGAACUUAGAAAGUUUCAUUCUGAAUUAUACUUAGAUCAUUUGAAGUGCUUCAUAGAUGUUGAUGAAGAGUACAUGACAAAUGCACAGGAUGAAGAGUUUGGCAUAGGAUAUGAUUGCCCUCCUGUGUCCAAUAUGCUGCAGUUAGUAUCAACUGUGGCUGGGUCAUCUAUAACUGCAGCAAAAUGUUUGGUGUUGGGCAUUGCUGAUGUUGCUAUAAAUUGGUGUGGAGGAUGGCACCAUGCACAAAGGUUUGCAGCAGAUGGGUUCUGCUAUGUAAAUGAUAUUGUUUUAGCAAUAGACACAUUGAAGCAGAAGUUUUCCAAAGUUUUAUACAUUGAUCUGGAUGUCCAUCAUGGUAAUGGUGUUCAAGAUGCAUUUAACCUGAGCAAGACUGUGUUUACCCUAUCUUUCCAUAAAUUUGAGCCUGGCUUUUAUCCUGGCACUGGAAGUAUAGACGAUGUUGGAUCUCUCACUGGUAAAGGGUACUGUGCUAAUUUGCCUUUCCACGGAGCCUACUCUGAUGACAGUAUACAAUAUGCCUUUGAACCGAUUUUCAACGAAGUAUGUGAAUAUUUCGUCCCAGACGCUAUAGUACUGCAGUGCGGUGCCGACGCAUUAGCGGGAGACCCACACGGUGGCGCCUCUUUGACGUCUAAGGGAUAUUGUUCCUGUGUAAAGAUGGUGCUAGAUAAAAGAAAACCUACUGUGCUUUUAGGUGGAGGUGGCUAUAAUCAUUCUAAUACUGCUCGGCUCUGGACAACCAUAACAGCUCUAGUACUAGGGAUAACUCUGGAUGAAGAAAUACCAGAACACAAGUAUUGGCCAAAAUAUGGUCCAGGCUACAUGCUGCAUAUUGAACCUAAUAUGAUCAAAGAUAACAACAAAAAGGAUUAUUUGGAUGAUUGUAUAAAAAAUAUUAAAGAUAAUAUAAAUAAAUAUUUGAUAAGAAAAGUUUGCGAGGGACCAGUAGUUAAAAGAAAGAAGAUUUAUACAAACAGUAGCAAAGAAACAAUAAUGCAAGAAAAUAAUAUUGCUUGUAAAAGUGAUGUACCAGAAAAUAUUGAUAAUGUGGCUAUAAUAGAAAAUGAAAUUGCAGUACCUAAAGAAAAUCAUAAUAAUGAUAAUGUUACUUCUACAGAUGUAUACGAUUUUAUUGACUAAUAGCAUACACAUUAAUAAAUUAGUUUAUACAUAACACAAUGCAGUUUAAGUACUACCUUUUACUAAAACAGACUCAAUUUAGAAAGAUAGAAACAAAUGUCAAUUCAAAAAAAAUAUAUAUUUAAGUUCUCUCACUGAACUGCUCAGUACACAGUUACCAAGUAACACAUUGACUUACAAAGAGAAAAUUAAAAAAUACUUUGAUAUCUAACACAGGAUACAAUCCAUCUCAGGGUUAACCAAUCACCAUUCAGUGCAUAAUUUGUUCAAAAAUAGCUCCAUGAUUUGUUAAAAAUUGAGCACUUCUCUUUGCAUGGCUCCCAAAAAUUUAUAGGCCUAAUCUUACUGCAUUCCGUUCAAUUCACUUCAAUCAACUAUAAACAUGGGGUAAAUAUGGUCAUAUUCCUAUGAAAGAAAGGCUAGCUGGAGAAGACAAUAUGAAACAAAUACAUAUGAGUAUGUUAUCUAAUUUUACCCACUCAACUAGUUAUUUAACAUUGAAAUACUGAAGUUAAUAUUAUGAUAGGUAUAGUUUUUAAAGUAAACUUGCCAUAUCCUAAUUGAAUAAUGUACCCAAUAAGACAAAACAUGUUUUAAAAUUCAAGCAUUUUCUGUAUGCCAAUAACUAUCUAUUCACUAAUUUCGUGCUCAUUGUAAUCGCGCAAGCAGUAUGGUGAUUGACAAAGCAAUAUUUUAAAUCAGAGCAGUGGUAAUAUAAAAUGGAUUUACACCAAAUUCACUUUACAUUCAUGGCAACACGGACUAGACCAACCUAAUAGAAUUAAAAUAAUAGUAUGUUUUGAUAA